GUCGUGCGGCGCACUAACUGGAGUUAGAGAGGGGCUGGGGGAUAAGGAGUGGGGGAGGGCCCAGCUGGAGAGGCCAAGAAGGGGGUGGGGAUGGGAUGAAGAGAGUGCGGGUGAGACGGCAACCGGAGGGCGUAAAGGAUGUCCAACAAAUAGAGCCAGUGUUCAACAACAGGGAGAAAGGAGUAGGCGCCGGCAACCGGAGCUGGAGCUGAGCCCGGCAGGAGGGGGCCGGAGCUGGGCGGGAGCGCUCACCUCCAGAAUAGAAACCGAAAGCCCAAGAGGCGGAGCUCUGGACCCCGCCUUCCUCGCAGCCCCUCCCCCAAGCCCCCACCCACCCCAGCCUGAACCUCGGAGAUUUAAAUAGAUUGCGCCCUGCGCUGUGCGCGGAGCAGACGGGAGCUGCGGCUACAGCAGCUGCACUGGCUCCCAGCCUCGGACUAUGCGCCUGAGCGGCCCCGGAGCUCCCCCGCCGCUCCGCCCGCGGCGCCGAGCCGCGCCCACCCGCCUGGGAACCAGAGUAGCUGCUGCUGGAGUGGAGCCCAAGCCCGCCGCCGGACGCUAUGGGCGACCCCACAGGCUGGCCCAGUCUGUAGAAUGGUAGCACACAGUAAGGUGGCAGCCGACAAUGCAGUUACAGCAGACACCAGAAGAAGACUCGACCCUUCUCCUCCUUCUCCUCCGUCCCACCGGGCUGGCCGGGAACAUUCCAGCCCGCAGCCCAGAUCACAACACGGCCUGGCCCCUCAGCAUGGUGCGGUGGCCCUGGCGGCGACGACCCAGGGACAGGGGGACACUCACUUCCGAACCUUCCGCUCCCAAGCGGACUACUUCAGCAUCACCCGAGCCAGCGCCUUGCUGGACGCCUGUGGCUUCUAUUGGGGGCCUCUGAGUGUGAACGUGGCCCAUGAGAAACUCAAGGGUGAGCCAGUGGGGACCUUCCUUGUCCGAGACAGCCGGCAGAAAAACUGUUUUUUUGCCAUCAGCGUUAAGAUGGCUUCAGGGCCCACCAGCAUCCGGGUCAACUUCCAGGCCGGUCGAUUCAACCUGGAUGGCAGCCGGGAGACCUUCGACUGCCUCUUUAAGCUGCUGGAACAUUACCUGAACUCUCCCAGAAAAAUGUUGGUGACCCCCCUUCGACAGCUAAGGGUACGGCCCCUGCAGGAGCUGUGUCGAAAGAGCAUCGUAGCCACCUUCGGAAGGGACAACUUGGGCAAGAUCCCCCUAAAUCCUGUCCUUAAGGACUACCUGAAGUCUUUUCCUUUCCAGAUAUGAAAAGAUGGAAGAAUAUGGUGGCAGCAUUAACUAUGUUUUUUUUUUUUUUUUGUGGGGGGGAAGGGGAAUUGAUGUUUUUCUCUGGGGUAGGGGGAAAGGCAGUAAGAGGGAGUUGAUGCUGAUUUUGUGUGGGGUUUGGUGUUUAUGGCAGAAGACACCUAGAAAAGGAAGAAAACAAAGUUCCCUCCCCAGGAAGGAAUGUCCUCCCGUGGAGCUGUCCCAGCCCUUGCGUGCUUCUUCCCUCCUGCCUCAGAGUCAAUCGAGGCCCAUUUAUUUUUCUAUUAUCCUUAAUGUAUUUGGGAUAGGGACCUGUAUACACUCGUCUCCCUUCCCUCCUCAUGUUUACAAACCAAAUAUCUUUGCACAAACCAGGGGUUUGGGGUCUCUGGCUUAAUUUUUCUGCUAUGCAGAAACUUAUUAUUUUAUAUUUUUUAAAGAAGAAUAAUGUAAUAAACUUUAUUAUAAAAGUUUUUUUUAAACUAAAAGAGAAA
This is a messenger RNA of Antechinus flavipes (yellow-footed antechinus), 1763 nucleotides long. RefSeq names its product suppressor of cytokine signaling 1 (gene SOCS1). The coding region runs from base 595 to 1272 and encodes 225 amino acids. The transcript has 2 exons. NCBI's taxonomy places the organism in Eukaryota, Metazoa, Chordata, Mammalia, Dasyuromorphia, Dasyuridae. The record is from RefSeq and is a predicted model, not a curated record. Gene Ontology annotation, molecular function: 1-phosphatidylinositol-3-kinase regulator activity. Gene Ontology annotation, biological process: phosphatidylinositol phosphate biosynthetic process; intracellular signal transduction. Gene Ontology annotation, cellular component: phosphatidylinositol 3-kinase complex.